Messenger RNA from Beta vulgaris subsp. vulgaris (sugar beet), 880 nucleotides. RefSeq names its product auxin-binding protein ABP19b. Gene Ontology annotation, molecular function: manganese ion binding. The record is from RefSeq and is a predicted model, not a curated record. Gene Ontology annotation, cellular component: cell wall. The transcript has a single exon. The coding region runs from base 99 to 725 and encodes 208 amino acids. NCBI's taxonomy places the organism in Eukaryota, Viridiplantae, Streptophyta, Magnoliopsida, Caryophyllales, Amaranthaceae.
CUAAGGGAUAUAAUAUCAUAGAAGCUAAAUAACCGAUUCAAAAAUCGAAAGCUAACUCCUAUAUCCACCAUCCUCACCACCCACCUCUAGCUUGCAAGAUGAAUAGGCUUGUUGUUUUCUUCACUUUCUCCAUCUUAGCCCUUCUCUCUCAGGCAAUUGAACUCGACUUUUGUGUUGGUGAUCUUAAUCUGCCUAGGGGACCACAAGGCUAUGCUUGUAAGAAUCCUACUACAAUCACAACGGAUGACUUUGUUUACACUGGUUUUCGUGGUGAAAAAGCUACCACAAACAUUUUUAGAAAUAAUGUGACUCUAGCAUCUGCUGAGGCCUACCCAGCAUUAAAUGGCUUGGGUAUCUCCAUGGGAAGGUUAGAGUUUGGUGUAGGAGGAGUUAUCCCGCUACACUCUCACCGUACCUCUGAAGUUAUUAUCGUGAUACGUGGUACAAUCAUUGCAGGUUUUAUUGAUACAAACAAUAGAGCAUAUUAUAAAAGGUUAGAGGUUGGUGAUGUCAUGAUCUUCCCACAAGCCAUGCUUCAUUUCCAGAUCAAUGUUGGUAGAACUUCAGCCACUGCAUUUGUUAGUUUGAAUGGGGCAAACCCGGGAUUUCAACUCACUACACCCUCCUUGUUUGCUGGCAACUUGCCUGCUCAGAUAGCCGAACAAAUCACACUCCUAAGCCAUAAUGAAGUAAUGCGAUUGAAAAGAGCGUUCGGCACCGCGUAAUAUCAAUGUGUCACAUUCUUUAAUUAUUUCACAUAUAUCGUAUCAAUUUUAUUUUUAGUGUGAAGCAUGAUGUAUUCAAAGGCCAAUAAAUUUGAAACAUUUUAAUAAAUCAUGUUCCUUGAAUUACAUGGAGCUUUUUCAAGGGAAUUAGUUAC